Molecule: messenger RNA, 3161 nt
Organism: Physella acuta
Lineage: Eukaryota; Metazoa; Mollusca; Gastropoda; Physidae
Molecular function (GO): protein binding
Source: RefSeq, a predicted model, not a curated record
CACUUGUCCUGAUGUUAGAAGGUCAAGACAUGUCGCAUGAACAUGUCGCACACACAGUUAGAUGACCAAAGUAUUUGUCUCAUGUUGUGAACACACCCGUCUGUUCAUUCAUAUUCUGAGGCGUGGGAAAAGGCACCCGGAAGUAUAUCUUUAACACAAGCAUAAUGUCGUAAACUGCCGGACAGACGCAAGUCAAAACGUUUGAUUCAAAUGUUGGAUGCUAACGCUCAACAAAAAUGCAGAUUCAAAUGCCAGAUAAAAACAUCCAAUCUACGCCAGAUUUCAACCAAUGUGGUAUUGUCAAAUAAAGAAGUUACAUCCACCUCUGAGGACUGGCUGACCCGUAUGACCCGGAUGACCCACCCAAGCAAAUGAUUGACCCUAGACAUACACGAACAUGCACUACCCUGGGGUGUCUUGUUGGAUGCUUGCUGCUACCUUGAUACUACAGGUGACAAGAUCAGCCUCGGAAGAAAUGGAAGUGAAGGGAUUCGUGAGUUCUGAUAGAAUGGAUGUACUGGUGGUGUUUGAGCAAGUUCAAGGGUACAACCUGAGUUGUCGAGACUAUACAAUGACUGUAGCAGACGACUGGGGCGAUCAGGAUCCAGACGAUGAAGGGCCAGAUUUCUCGUGCGAUCCUUGUGGUGUGACGUCGUUCGAUGGAUCAGACGUGUGUGCAUGUGUGUGCAGAAAUCAGAAGGUCGAUGAGAACAUGAUUGACGAGAACAGUAACAUCAUAAUAAAUAUCACGAGCUCCAGACCCCCUUAUACCAGCCUGAUUCGCAUUUACAGAGUGAUAGAUUACAUCCGACCGGGUAAAGUUGUCAAGUUAGACGUUGUUGACUUGACUCCCAACCAGGCUGUUCUUGUGUUUGGACUGAAUGAGUUCUCAAAAAGUCUGGUACCCGAACUCAGCUACUUGGGUUUACAGUUACGGUACCGGAUACGUCUGACACGGCUCCAAGACUUUGUGGAAACUCUGGAGUUGACAAUAAAUAAAUCAUAUAAUACUACGGAGUUCCCUAACUACAGUGCCAUUAAGUUCAACGGUCUAGCACCAUACACUAGGUACCAAGUGUCGGUUCGAGGUGUGGGCGGCGGCGGGGAGGGCGAGAGCUCGAGUAUCCUCUUUCAUACACAUAAAUCAGUUCCAGUCCAUCCGCCUGUCUACAAUGACAUCACCUACUCCAGUACUCUGGAAAACGACGCAGCAGAACUUGAAACAGUAUACGUUCUUUGGGAGGAAAUUCCGCGAUCAGCUGCAGGCGGAAGUGACGUGUCUUACAAGCUGGAGGUUAAGGCCAACGGAAGUACAGAAUAUUAUAACAACCACACCCACAACGCCAUCUACUUGAAGAAAGCGAGAGACGACGAGCUGACGAUCAAGAUCUGGUCGGUGAAUGAAGUUGGUCAAUCAGAAAACUACACCGAGGUUCGGAUCCCUGCUGAAAGGGAGCCCUCACCACCACGGAUGGUAGCGGAGUUUUAUCCUGACGAUGAGGUCAAGGUCAGGGUGCAGACAGAAAGUGUGAGCAGUGCUACAGCCCUGGCACUCCUAUGGUGUGAGUGGGACAGUCAGGUGGGCGGAUGCAAGGACUACCCCCACACACACAUACUGCAGCAGAACGCCACCACGUCAGCCGACCCUGAUGUUCUAGAACUGCUCGUCCCCCUCUCCACCACCCCCCGGGUCAACACCAGCUCCCUCCCCGUGCUGCACUACGAUCUGAACGACACAACGCAGACACUGGCUCACCCACUCACAGCCACAGGAACGGUGACGGUCAACACGGGGUCAAGGCCAGGCACCGAAGAGCCUGAUGACUGUUUGUCUGAGGUCAGAAGCGCGUGCAGGAGGGAGUGGACAGACGGCUGCUGGUGUGGGGUGCUCCAUCUUCUGGACGAGGGGGCAAGCCGGGACCAUGAGAUGACCCCGACCUCAGUAUACGAGCAGACGACCGAACCUGUACAGACGGGAGGUGCAUCAACCAAACUUAACCUAUCCAUCAUGGUGGAUGGUAGAUGGAUGGGGAUGGUACCAGCAGAAUGUUACUUCAAUAGUAGUUCAAACAGGGCUGAGGUAGUGGUGAGCCACUACACGGGAGGGGGCGGGCAGCUGUACCUGAGGGUCAGUCAAGCGUGUGACAGCAGCUCGGCCAGACAGUUUUUGGCUGACAGCUUUCACGUGUCAGCCUCGGUGGACGGGGGCUGUCAGUCACUGACGCCCAUCAAAAGUAUACAAAACAGGAUCUUCGGCCCCACGACUCUAGAGCUUCCACCCGGCACCUCUGUCGUCUGCGUCACUGCCACUAGCUCUCAAGGACUGACUACGUCACAACCCUUCAGGUAUACGAUAGCGUUGGUCUCUACUGGCUCAAGUUCACAAGAGAUAGUCAUAUACGCUGUCGUCUCGUUGGUAGCUGCCGUUGUGGUCAUUUUGUUGAUAUGUUUGCUGUUCAAGUGUAGACAACAGAAGAGGCACAUCAACAACUUCCUGACUGAGGACACCCCAAUCCCAGACAUGGUACGGCAAUACGAGGCAAGUGAUCUACUCAACGACCACACCCUACCUGACGGUAGCUAUACAAAUAAUUAUAACGCCAGUUUGUAUCCCAACGUAGACGCAACAUCCAGCUCAACGGAUGAAACUACACCUCAACCACCAUCUUCCUCAGACACAUCUCCGGAUCUUAAGGAACCCACACUGAGGUCUGUCGUCUGCUCCGGUUCACAGACCACGGGUGACGUCACGGCAGAGUUUUGUCAUGGUUCCCAGACUACAAGUGACGCCUCAGAUAAAGACACGUUCAGAUACGAGGCAUCAGGUCCUUCCACAGCCACACAGAGCAGCGACUUCCCGUUCAAUGGUUCACAGGGUGGAGACUACGACUGUAGAGAUUUGAGUUUCACAGAUCUACCGCAGUCCGAGUGAUGACAUUUGAGCCUCACUUUGACAUUAUGGAUGGCAUUUGAGCCUCACUGACACAAGAGACAACAUUUUCGCUUCAUUUUGACAUUAGAGAUGACAGUUGAGCCUCUUGAUUACUAAAAGAAAUGACAUUCGUGUUUCCAGAACCAGCGCAGUCCAGCACAAUAGAUGUCAAUUCUAAAAUAUUAAUUUCCCUUCAUGCUCAGCCUGUUCUCUGUGUAGUUAUAUAUGA